Molecule: messenger RNA, 1779 nt
Organism: Rotaria sp. Silwood2
Lineage: Eukaryota; Metazoa; Rotifera; Eurotatoria; Philodinida; Philodinidae
Source: the annotation of a GenBank genome assembly
AUGUUUUCGCAUUUAUUUUUAAAUAGUACAACAAAUCAAGUUCAUGCUAUACAUGAUCUUCUUGUUUGGUAUGAAAUUUUUGAAUUAUCACCUUCUGGAGAAUAUGCUGCUUCAACAGUUGAUCAUUCAGACGAUGUUCCAUGUUCAGGUCGAUUUAUUCUUCAUCAAGGUAUUCAACGUCGUAUUGGAAUAACUCUUUGUCAUGAAUCUGGUUCUGAACUUAUUUGGAAAGAUGUUCAAGAAGUUGUUGUUGGUCGUAUUCGUGGUCAACGUGAUUCAGUUUUUGAUGAAUCCGAUGGUCAAGUAUUAUCAUUAAAUAUAAUCUCAGCUCAUUAUAUUCAAAAACAACAUGAUGAACGAACAUUUUAUCAUUUUGAAGUUGCAUGGGAUUCAUCAUUACAUAAUUCUUUAUUACUUAAUCGUUGUACGUCAAGUGGAAAUUCUGUUUAUUUAACAAUAUCAUCAUAUCUUGAAAUGGAAAAUUCUUUUCAACCAGCUAUAAUAACAAAAGAUCUUUGUCUUGUUUUAUAUCCACGUGGUGGUGAUUCGACAUCACGUAUACGUUCAUCAUUAAAAAGUUUUUUCUUAUCAACUAAUUCUAUAACAUCACCAUAUAAUGAUUUAAUGAAUGAACAUUCAAAUCGUGUAUCAGCUGUUUAUGAAUUAAAAUUACGACGAGCAACACCAAUGAAUAUUAUGGCACAAGAUACAUCAAUUAUUGGUUCUGAUAUGCAACGACGACAAAGAAAAGUAAUUGAUACAUCAAAAAUUUAUGUACGUGGUGAAGAAAUGUUAGAUGGUUGGAGACCAAGAAGUGAUUCAUUAAUUAUUGAACAUCAACAAGAUUUAGAAAAAUUAUAUAAAAUUGAAUGUGUUGAAUAUACAAAACAUUUUCUACAAGUAAAAGAUCGUUUAGAAAAUCCGUUAUCAUCACCAAAUGAUAAUUCACCAGAAAAAAUUAAAUAUUCAUUAAAUACAAUUGAUCCAUCAAAACCAAUUGAUAAUCGUCAACAAGAUUUACUUCGUCGUUGUGUAUCAAUGAUGUUACCACCACCUUUAAUUAUACAUAAAUUAACUAUACCAGAUAUAGAAGUAACUACUGAUCGUUUAUCAUCAGAUGAUUUUGGAACAGUUCAUUCAUUACUUAAAUCAACAUCAACAUAUUCGUUUAAUUCACAACCAUUACAUAUGAAUACAGCAAAUAUGAUUAAUUCAUUUAUUAAAGCAUCUUCUAGUAGUUCUGAUCUUUCAAGAUUUGCCCAUUUGGAUCCAUCUUAUUCAAUAUCAUCAUUACAUCAAAUUGGUGGUAUGACUGGUUCAAUAUCACCUAGUAUGCCAAAAUCACGUUCAAUGGAAAGUUUAAUGAAUACAUCAGGUAUUGCAUUAAAAUACAUUCCAUCAAUUGAAGAAGUUCGUAUAUCACCUGUUGUAUCACGUCGUGGUUAUUUAAAUUUUCUGGAAGAAAAAGGAACUGGUUGGAUAAAAAAAUUUGUUGUUGUACGACGACCAUUUGCAUUUAUAUAUAAUCAUGAAAAAGAUCCUGUUGAACGUGCAUUAAUUAAUUUAGCUAUAGCUCGUAUUGAAUUUAAUGAUGAAGAUAUAGCUAGUGGAACAAGAAGUGCUCGUAAUACAUUUUCUGUUGUAUCAAAAUAUCGUGGUUUUCUUAUUCAACCAUUAGCUGAAAAAGAUGUUCAUGAUUGGCUCUAUGCAUUUAAUCCAUUACUUGCUGGACAAAUAAAAUCUCGUUUAUCCGGUCGAUCAAAAGUAACUAUUGAUUAA